UGACUUUAAACCAACAACACACAAAUCAGCCCAUGGGUGGGUGACAGAAAAUUUCAACAUACAGACUGCAGAGGAAGGGCAGGCAGAACUCUUGGCUGGGACUUUCUUCUCUUCACACGCUUUGCCUUUAGCAGCCCACCUCUGCAUCCCUUAUUUCCCCUUUGCAACUGCCACCCCGUGCCCACUGAUGUCUGUGCUGACGGGGACAAGUACCAAUGUGUGAUGAUGAGCAGUGCUGUGCUGAGGCUCUGUGGGGAGGUGGGAAGGGCAGAGCACCGUGCUCAGGCUUUGCAGGCUGCACGUUGCAGGUCUGUGCUCCACUUGGAGCUUCCAGACAGCUGUUCAAGGAAAUUGCCAUCAGUGUCAGCCUCACCACCGCUAUUAGACAUCUCAGCCAUGUCCAGGCCCAGCUUGAACCCAUUUAACUUGUAAGGGAUAAUGAGAUAACAGCAUGACAUGUUGCAGCUGAAGGUUAUUUAAACACCCAUCUGGUACCUGUUAGGCAGCAUACAUCCUAUUGUUGUAUAGGAAAUAUAUGCCACCUCCCUCCCAUAUGGGAAGGAAAAGAUCUAUAGAUGUGUCUCAUGCUGCUCCUUCUUUACGCAUAAAUGAGGUCAUUCUCCUCCUCCUCUCUGCUGUUUCUGGCACAUUACUUUGCAUUUCACACGUUUAGGGAGACGUGCUGGUUAGUGGGGUGUUGUGGAAGGACACAAAAUCACAGCAAAGAAUUUACUAUAGACACCUUACUGUCUCCAUAGUCAGCAGAGGCUCCGCACCCCCAGAUACGAGGAGAAAGAGUGGACCAUAAGAUCUGAAGCCACUCAUCCUUUCCAAGGCACAGCUUGGCACUGCACUUUAUCCUGGAGAGAUUAAGAGCUGCCAUUCCAUUUCAGUACUCUCAGGACCACGUCCUGUCCCUUCAUCUGCUGAGAUCCACGAGGUGAGCAACCAUCAACCUCAUUUCUUUAUUCAAACUCUCCCUUGUUGAGAUAACAUUGUUCUCAGACUGAAAUUGCCUGUGAGGCUCUCGCCCUCUGCGGAGCCAGAGCUGUGAGCGCUGCGCUGUUUGCUGUCCUGAGAAAUUUUCAUAACACAAGCUCUGUGUGAGCAGAUGUGAGCGCCCCUCCUGAUUUUCUCAGGCAUCACUUCCAACUUCUGCAGAAGUUUCACUCUGUAAAUCCUGGAUGAAUUUCUUUGUCUGACACCCCAUCUAGUGUCCACCACGGACCAAUGCAGAGGACUGCGCGUCAAGGAAACACAGACUAGAAAACUCCCAUCGCUUCUUCAGCAGCUUGCUGGGGCUCUGGGGGCUCUGCGUACUCGCUCUGCAGGUGAUCCAUCUGCACCAGCACCCCAAAACAAGGAGCCCCGAGCAGGACCAGUGCCCAGCAUGGGACUUGGGCAGAGAGGACUCCAAACGUGGAGCCCUAUGGCUUCCCCAUGUGCUUGAUGCCCUUGGCUCUGAGUGCAAGGCAAUUCUUGUUUUAAAGGCAGGGAUCACAAAGCUGGUAGGACAAAACACUUGCUCUGAGAAUCUGGUCUGAAAAGGCACCUUUCUGGUGUGUCCCAACUGUGAGCUGCAGAGCUGCAGAAACCUUUGGGUGAUGUGGUACAGCUCAACCUGAAACGAGCACUGCUGUGUUCCUGGUGAAUGAAGCAGCAGCUCCAGGUGCCAUGAGGUUCCAUGCCCUCAGAGCUGGGAACGUUCUGCUUGAGCUCUCCCUAUUCAAUACCCCUCAUCCCCCAGCAGUACUCUGCUCUGACACUUUCAUUUCACAAGGAACAGUGUGAUAACUGUACACAUCCAUCACACAGAAAAAGUGGUUUCUAUUUGCACAAACAGCUUCAUGCUCCAGGAAGUUUUUUUGUUUUUUUUUUUUUUUGUUUUGUUUUUUGUUUUUUUUUUUUUUUCCUGCAGUUUCAGUUUUGCUUUCCUUUCUUUUCACAUCUCACCAUGAAGCUUCUCUAUGCUGGUGUGCUCUCCAUCCUUGUCCCCGCACUGACGCCCGCCAUGGAUCCGCUCAGUGCUUACAUCAUUGUGGGGGGUGCAGCCAUCGGCUGGCAGCUCUUCUCCCCUCACUCCUGGCUCAGGUGCAGUCUCCUGGAGUGCUGCAAUGCAAAGGAGACACUGAACUUCUCAGUUGUGAAGAUGGAUUUGGAGCGAAAAGUCUUUGGCCAGCAUCUGGCUGUCCAAAUAGUUCUGAGGGCUCUGAGUACAAAUCUUCACUCCAAGCAGCCCAAGAAGCCCCUGGUGAUGUCCUUCCAUGGCUGGACUGGCACAGGCAAAUCGUUUGUCAGCAGUAUCAUUGCAGAGAACCUCUACCGACUCAAUGCAUGGAGGAGGAGGUUUGUGCACCACUUCAGCACGGUGCUGCAUUUCUCACACGGUUCGCAUGUCCAUCUGUAUAAGGAGCAGCUGCAGAAUUGGAUUCGGGGCAAUGUCAGCGCCUGCCCAAGGUCCCUUUUUAUCUUCUCUGAGAUGGAUCAAAUGCCGCAUGGACUGAUAGACUCAAUCCUGCCGUUCCUCAGCUACCGCAAUGAGAUUGAUGGAGUUUAUUAUGGCAAGGCGAUCUUCAUCUUCCUGAACAAUGCAGGUGGAGAUAAGAUAACGGAGAUCGCUCUUGAUUACUGGAGAAGGUUGAAGAGGAGAGAAGACAUUCCUGCGGAGGAGCUGCAAGAUCUGCUCUCUGAGGACAUUUUCAGGAACCCAAACAGCGGUUUCUUUCAAAGCCAACUGAUCCAGAAGAACCUGAUUGACUAUUUCAUUCCUUUCCUCCCUCUUGAAUACAAACACGUGAAGCAGUGUGUCCGGGAGGAGCUGCGUGCUCAAGGGCAUCCUGAGGAGGAAGACCUCAUCACCGAGAUUGCCUCGGCGAUGGCAGACUACCCCAGCGAGGAAAGGCUCUACUCCAGCAAAGGCUGCAAGACUGUGGCCUCCAGAGUGGCUCUGAGCACCUAGGCACCACACAGCCAUACCUCGUGCUCCUGUUGCAAGACCAACCAGGCAGAAGGACUCGUAUCAAUACCCAUCUGUCUACAUCUCCUUCCUCGAUGGGGCUAGGAUUUAUCCUGUUCCAGAGGGGCCUUUUGUGAAGCCCUUUAAUAAAUCAUAAAAUAUCCCAAGUUGGAAAGGACCCAUAGGGAUCCCUGAGUCCUGGCUCCACACGGGGCCUCCCAGUAAAGCAGACCGUAUGGCUG
Messenger RNA from Phasianus colchicus (ring-necked pheasant), 3198 nucleotides. Its product is annotated as torsin-1A-like. Gene Ontology annotation, molecular function: kinesin binding; ATP hydrolysis activity; ATP binding. Gene Ontology annotation, biological process: nuclear membrane organization; protein localization to nucleus. Lineage: Eukaryota; Metazoa; Chordata; Aves; Galliformes; Phasianidae. The record is from RefSeq and is a predicted model, not a curated record. Gene Ontology annotation, cellular component: endoplasmic reticulum lumen; endoplasmic reticulum; nuclear envelope.